GGGCUGGCUGGUGGGGAGGAGAUUGUGCAAGUUGAGGGGAGGGGGUGCCCUCUUCUUCCCGGCUCUUCCCUGCUCUUCCCUUUCCCCGUCUAACUCCUUCCCCUUUCCCUCCCCUCCCCCCUCCCCGCCCCCACCUCCUUCCUCCUUUUCGAAGGCUGGUAACUUGUUGUGCGGAGCGGCGGCGGCACCAUCCAGGCGGGCACCAUGGGCACGUCCGCGCGCUGGGCGCUCUGGCUGCUGCUCGCGCUAAGCUGGGCGCCCCGGGAGAGCGGCGCCUCGGGGACGGGGAGAAAAACAAAAUGUGAACCUAACCAAUUCCAGUGCACAAAUGGCCGCUGCAUAACUCUACUGUGGAAAUGUGACGGAGAUGAAGACUGUGUUGAUGGCAGUGAUGAAAAAAACUGUGUAAAGAAGACAUGUGUUGAGUCUGACUUUGUGUGCAACAAUGGCCAGUGUGUUCCAAACCGGUGGCAGUGUGAUGGGGAUCCUGACUGUGAAGACGGUUCUGACGAAAGCCCAGAGCAAUGCCAUAUGAGAACAUGCCGCAUAAAUGAAAUCAGCUGUGGUGCCCGUUCUACUCAGUGUAUCCCAGUGUCCUGGAGAUGUGAUGGUGAAAGUGAUUGUGACAGUGGAGAAGAUGAAGAACACUGUGGCAAUAUAACAUGCAGCCCUGACGAGUUCAGUUGCUUCAGUGGCCGCUGCAUCUCCAGGAACUUCGUGUGCAAUGGCCAGGAUGACUGUAGUGAUGGCAGUGACGAGCUUGACUGUGUCCCACCCACCUGCGGCACCCACGAGUUCCAGUGCAGCGCCACCUCCUGCAUCCCCCUCAGCUGGGUAUGUGAUGAUGAUGCAGAUUGCUCGGACCAGUCCGAUGAGUCCCUGGAGCAGUGCGGCCGCCAUCCGGUGAUGCAUGUCAAGUGCCCAGCCAGUGAGAUCCAGUGUGGCUCCGGCGAGUGCAUCCACAAAAAGUGGCGAUGUGAUGGGGAUCCUGACUGCAAGGAUGGCAGCGAUGAGGUUAACUGUCCGUCUCGAACCUGCCGACCUGACCAGUUUGAAUGUGAGGACGGGAGCUGCAUCCAUGGCAGCAGGCAGUGUAAUGGCAUCCGAGACUGUGUGGAUGGUUCUGAUGAAGUCAACUGCAAAAAUGCCAAUCAGUGCUUGGGCCCUGGAAAAUUCAAGUGCAGAAGUGGCGAAUGCAUAGACAUCCUCAAAGUAUGUAACCAGGAGCAGGAUUGCAGGGACUGGAGUGAUGAGCCCCUGAAAGAAUGUCAUGUCAACGAAUGCUUAGUAAAUAAUGGUGGAUGUUCCCACAUCUGCAAAGACUUAGUUAUAGGCUACGAAUGCGACUGUGCCGCUGGGUUUGAGCUGAUAGAUAGGAAAACGUGUGGAGAUAUUGACGAAUGCCAAAAUCCUGGAAUCUGCAGCCAAAUUUGUAUCAACUUAAAAGGCGGUUACAAGUGUGAAUGUAGUCGUGGCUAUCAAAUGGAUCUUGCCACUGGCGUGUGCAAGGCAGUAGGAAAAGAACCGAGUUUGAUCUUUACCAACCGAAGAGACAUCAGAAAGAUUGGUUUAGAAAGGAAAGAAUAUAUCCAACUGGUUGAGCAGCUACGGAACACUGUGGCUCUUGAUGCUGAUAUUGCUGCUCAGAAACUGUUCUGGGCUGAUCUGAGCCAAAAGGCCAUCUUCAGUGCCUCAAUUGAUGACAAGGUUGGUACACAUGUUAAAAUGAUCGACAAUGUCUAUAAUCCUGCAGCCAUUGCUGUUGAUUGGGUGUACAAGACCAUCUACUGGACUGAUGCGGCUGCUAAGACUAUUUCAGUAGCUACCCUAGAUGGGACCAAGAGGAAGUUCCUGUUUAACUCUGGCUUGCGAGAACCUGCCUCCAUAGCCGUGGACCCACUGUCUGGGUUUGUUUACUGGUCAGACUGGGGUGAACCGGCAAAAAUAGAAAAAGCAGGAAUGAAUGGAUUUGACAGACGCCCACUGGUAACUGUGGACAUCCAAUGGCCUAAUGGAAUUACACUCGACCUUAUAAAAAGCCGCCUCUACUGGCUUGAUUCCAAGUUGCACAUGCUUUCCAGUGUGGACUUGAAUGGCCAAGAUCGUAGGAUAGUACUAAAGUCUCUGGAGUUCCUGGCUCACCCUCUUGCACUAACAAUAUUUGAGGAUCGUGUGUACUGGAUAGAUGGGGAAAAUGAAGCAGUUUAUGGUGCCAAUAAAUUCACUGGAUCAGAGUUGGCUACCCUAGUCAACAAUCUUAAUGAUGCCCAGGACAUCAUCGUCUAUCAUGAACUUGUACAGCCAUCAGGUAAAAACUGGUGUAAAGAAGACAUGGAGAAUGGAGGAUGUGAAUACCUGUGUCUGCCAGCACCACAGAUUAAUGAACACUCUCCAAAGUAUACCUGCGCCUGUCCCAGUGGGUACAGUCUAGAGGAAAAUGGGCGACAGUGCCAAAGGAUCAAUGUAACCACAGCAGUACCAGAGGUCAGGGUUCCCCCAAAGGGAACUUCUGCUGCCUGGGCCAUCCUUCCCCUCUUACUCUUAGCAAUGGCAGCAGUAGCUGGCUACCUGAUGUGGAGGAACUGGCAGCAUAAGAAUAUGAAGAGCAUGAACUUUGACAAUCCUGUAUACUUGAAGACCACAGAGGAGGACCUCUCAAUAGACAUUGGGAGACACAGUGCUUCAGUUGGACACACAUACCCAGCAAUAUCAGUUGUAAGCACAGAUGAUGAUCUAGCUUGACUUCUGAGACCCAUCUUGACCUUUGAAAUUUAAACCAAUAAUAGCCACUUUGGAAUGGUAACCGAGCCCGCAGCUGAAGUCUCUUUCUUCCUCUCAUCUGGAAGAACAUCAAGAUAUCUUUGUGUGGAUCAAGCUUGUAUACUUGACCAAUUUUAUAUUAUUUUUGUAAAUAUUCUUGUCCACAUUCUACUUCAGCUUUGGAUGUGGUUACCAAGUAUCUGUAACCCUUGAAGUUUUAGACAGUAUUGCCACCUCUGGCCAAAUAUGCACUUUCCCUAGAAAGCCAUAUUCCAGCAAUGAAACUUGUGCUAUAGUGUAUACCACCUGUACAUACAUUGUAUAGGCCAUCUGUAAAUACCCCAGAGAACAAUCACUAUUCUUAAGCACUUUGAAAAUAUUUCUAUGUAAAUUAUUGUAAACUUUUUCAAUGGUUGGGACAAUGGCAAUAGGAUAAAACGGGUUACUAAGAUGAAAUUGCCAAAAAAUUUGUAAACUAAUUUUGUACGUAUGAGUGAAAUCUUUGACCUCAAUGGAGGUUUACAAAGACUGAGAGUUCAAACUACUGUACAUUUUUUUUCAAGUGCUAAAAAUUAAAUCAAGCAGCUUAACCAUGGUUUGUGCCUAUUCCUCUAAGACAAGUUGUUAAAAAUAGCCUGAGUAGCGUCAAGUCUUCUAACGAAAUAUAUGAGCUGCCACUCCCGAUGUUGUGUAUCUAAGCCUGUAAUUGUGCAAGCUUCCCUUACAACCAAGUACUAGCUAAAGACAAGGUACCAUUUAACAUUUUCUCUCCAAAUGUUUCUUAUUUUAUAAAAGAAACUAUCUUAGUCUGUACCCAGAAUUCCUCUUGAUUACAGAAGAACUCCUUUUCUCAUUAAUUUGUUCAAUCUAGAAGCAUGUGCUGAAAUUUCUAAGAAUUCUGCUUCAUACAUAAUUCUCUGUCUUCCAUAUUCUGUCAUAUGUAGAUCAAGGGCAAGUGCCUUCUAAGGCAUAGGCAAAGGCUUUCUUCUUAUGAAAGUCUACUCUGUCUUACUAUGAAAAUGAUUAGGAAGAAUAACAACCAGCAUCGUUCUUAAAUCCAAGGUGGUGGUUCUCAGUGUGUCCAGGUACAGCAGUGUCUGUAUUACCUGGCAGCUUGGUAGAAAUACACACUCUUAGGCACCAUCCCAGACCUAUUAAAUCAGCAGCUCUGGUGCUGGGGCCCAGGAAUCUAUGUUUUCACAAUCCCUUCCCAUGACACUGAUGUGACCUAAAGUUUGAAAACCACUGUUUUGAUGUGACUCAUGGAGAAUAUCAUUGUAGUAUCUUCAAAACUGUCAGCCUGGCUAUAUUAGGACAGAUUCUUUCUGUGGGCAAUUUCUGGAACUUUUAAAGAUAAAGAACAAAUAAGGAGUUGGAGUAUGGUGAAGUUGGUCAUCACUUCCUUACUCUAAAGUCUCCAGAUGUCCGGAAGCAGAGGAAGAUGCAAAGGUUGAAACACUGAGAAGAUGCCGUAGGCUCAAUGUAAGGUGGGGAGUCUACUUCAGAAGGUAUAGUGACCCAUCUGGAAUUAAUGACAAGUACAGCAGCAAGAACCUGAGCAGAAGAUGUCUGAAUAGAUGCACAGAUUAGUGGAAUAGUCAUAAAACAUCUGCAUGUGGAACAGAAGGCAUCUUGGCUUUUGGCUUAGGUAAAGAGAUCAAUAAUCACAGAUGAGGAGGAAGUUGGUUUUGUUAUCUCAUGGAUGCUGCUUUGCACUUUGGGUCAAAUGGAUGAAAGAGAAAAGCUAGACUUGAACCUUUAUUUUGUGGGAGGUAAGGAGGUCAACCAUGCAGAAGGAAAAGGCUGGAGGCGUUAAGGUAGGACUGUCUGCUGUCCACUUGUUUCUUACCCUAUAAGUACUCAUCACAGUGAACGGUGAACACAACAAAUGUGGCUUGCUGACAGGGACUGGCUGAAGUGCCUAUUCGGUAAGUAGGUUGGGAUUUAUCAUACCUAAACUCUGAUGUCCAUUUCUUUGGUGCUUUGACCCUGGUGUGGUAUUGAAACCACUGAUUUAUUUUUUUUAAUUGAAGUAAUACCAAAUGCUCUUUUAGAAGCUUAAAGAUACCAGUGUUUUUCCCUAUUAUAAGAGUAUAUAAUGUAAAUUAUAAGUCUCACAGUCAUAGUUUUGAAAAGAAAAUAAAGCAUUAUUCUCUGCCAUCUU
Messenger RNA from Chinchilla lanigera (long-tailed chinchilla), 4924 nucleotides. RefSeq names its product very low density lipoprotein receptor (gene Vldlr). NCBI's taxonomy places the organism in Eukaryota, Metazoa, Chordata, Mammalia, Rodentia, Chinchillidae. Gene Ontology annotation, molecular function: protein binding; calcium ion binding. The transcript is spliced from 18 exons. The record is from RefSeq and is a predicted model, not a curated record. Bases 205 to 2742 code for a protein of 845 amino acids.